Dimorphilus gyrociliatus is the source of this 398-nucleotide messenger RNA. Lineage: Eukaryota; Metazoa; Annelida; Polychaeta; Dinophilidae. The record is from the annotation of a GenBank genome assembly.
UGUCUGUUCAUUAUGCAAGAAAAAAACUCAUAAAAAAUGUUUAACUGAUUCUAAAUGUCCAACAUGUGAAACAAUCCAAUCAUAUCAUUUAAAAGUCUCAUUGAAAAAGUGUCAUAUAAGAAGAAAAACAAUGCUUAAUGACACUAGAAUUCAAGAUAAAGAUGUUAACAAUAAUAAAGAAAUUUUUAAAAACAAACAAGAACAAGAGAAAGAAGAAAAAGAAGAAGAAGAAGAGGUUGAGAUAGAAGAGGAAAAGCUAGAGCUUGAGGAUAGAAAUGAUAAUUAUGAUGAUGAUGAUGAUUGUCCAAUUGUCACUCGUUUCAAAAUUGAUAUUCAAGAAAUUGAUAUAAGUUCAUUAUAAAAUUGUUUUUUUUAAUAAAUAUUUCUUUUUUUGAAAA